Messenger RNA from Varanus komodoensis (Komodo dragon), 1632 nucleotides. RefSeq names its product regulatory factor X associated ankyrin containing protein (gene RFXANK). Gene Ontology annotation, cellular component: nucleus. Gene Ontology annotation, molecular function: protein binding. Lineage: Eukaryota; Metazoa; Chordata; Lepidosauria; Squamata; Varanidae. The transcript has 10 exons. Bases 324 to 1061 code for a protein of 245 amino acids. Gene Ontology annotation, biological process: regulation of transcription by RNA polymerase II. The record is from RefSeq and is a predicted model, not a curated record.
GAAGGGGGCAAGAGGAGGCAGUGAGGGGCCACCCGCCGAACUGGGGCCCCUGGCUGGCAUGGCUUGACUAGCUGACGGGAAGCAGAGAAAAUUCCUUCUGGCGCACGCUGGAGUGGACAAAAGCAGCAGCAACUGCAGGAAAGGAGCUGCUGAGGAGGGGGCUUCUCCUCUUCCAGGAACUGGCACUGGGGGAAUCCAAGGCAGCUUACAAAACCAUCACCUCCAAUUUACCUUUGCAACAAUUCUGUAAGAAGUUGUGAGGCGCUGCAGGGCCUGACAAGGCAAACACCGUAGGAGCUUUUGCACGUUCUGGAGAAGUUCACAUGGCAGCUAUGACCCAAAGCACCAACCUGGGAGAUCCGAAAAUAUCUUCUAGUGACAAUGAGGAUAGCGACACACCAGUAAUCCUACACUUGUACCCGUGCUCAGACGGCAAAGAUGACCAGAAUCCGGGUCAAGGUGGUGCUGCCACCAACGAUGGAGGCCCCUUGAAGCAUUCGACCACCUUGACAAACCGCCAGCGGGGAAACAAAGUGUCUGCUUUGCCGGCCACAUUGGACACACUGUCUAUUCACCAGCUGGCGGCUCAAGGCGAGCUCAUCCUGUUGAAGGAGACUUUGAGAAAAGGUGAGAACUUGUUAAACAAGCCGGAUGAGAGGGGCUUCACCCCUUUGAUGUGGGCCUCUGCUUUUGGAGAGAUCGAAACCGUCCGCACUAUGCUGGAAUGGGGUGCUGAUCCCCACAUCUUGGCAAAGGCGCGGGAAAGUGCGCUGUCUCUCGCCAGCACAGGUGGCUACACGAACAUUAUCACCUUGCUCCUGCAGCACGAUGUGGACAUUAACACCUAUGAUUGGAAUGGCGGGACCCCACUCCUGUAUGCCGUCCGGGGAAACCAUGUGAAAAGCGUUGAGGCUUUGCUAGACCAUGGUGCCGAUCUGACGACGGAAGCGGAUUCUGGGUACACGCCAAUGGACCUCGCUGUUGCUUUGGGAUAUAGAAAAGUUCAACAAGUGAUCGAAAAACAUAUUCUCAAGUUAUAUCGGAGCAAUGAGAUGGAGUGAGAUGCUUACCUGGUUGGCUGGGGGAGGGCACGGUGACGCGUGCCCCUCCCCGCACACCUCCGUUUUCUACGCUGCAAAGAUUGGAUGGAGGAGGCAGAACAUCCAGCGGUGUGGACUGGCUGGCUAGAAAAAGCGUGUGGCAAGCGGUAGUGGUUGAACAGCUGAGAGAAUGGGAGAUGAAGAGAAGCAACGGGGAUUUUUAAAGUAGGCUCUGGCCUGAAUAAAAGGGGGGGGGGGAAUGGACUCCCGAAACACCUGGGACAAUAUUCUCCCUAUAAAAGACACCUCCAGCCUCUCUCCCACAACAUCCAGGUUCUGUGUCCCAGAGGCAGCGCUUACCGAGGCAAAACAAGCUGGCUCGAGUGAGCGAGCCAAGCUGCAAACAAGAGAAGACAAUUCCCCCCCUCCAUCUUGCUCUUGCUAUCAAACCCGGGAUAUACUGUAUUUUUCUGUCUAUAAGAUGCCCCCAUGUAUAGAACGCCCCCCACUUUUACUGAUCUCCAAGCAAGCGAGCUGCUGCUGCGUGCAUGCAUGCCUGCCUCCUCGCCCCCUCCGUGCCGGUCUCCCCUCC